Messenger RNA from Dufourea novaeangliae, 1596 nucleotides. It is a transcript of the gene d4, whose product is annotated as zinc finger protein DPF3. Lineage: Eukaryota; Metazoa; Arthropoda; Insecta; Hymenoptera; Halictidae. The transcript has 8 exons. The record is from RefSeq and is a predicted model, not a curated record. The coding region runs from base 48 to 1484 and encodes 478 amino acids.
GUGAGCGGUAAGCAGGAGUUGGACGUGUACUGUUUGGUUGUUAUAAAAUGACAGCCAUUACAAUUUCACCAGCUUCCCAUGGUAUUAUUCAAGUUAUAAACGAAAGUAAUUUGUGUAAAAUUGAGAGCUACCUCAAUGACACCGCGUACAGGGAAUCCAUUGAAAAUGCUUCCACUUAUAAUAGCCGAUUAUGCAGGGAACGACGGCUACGUAUGCCUUUCCUCGAUUCACAGACAGGUGUAGCACAAAAUCAUUCAGCACUGUUUAUGUCGGCAAGAGAAAGAUUGCCAGGCUUGUUACACGGUCAAAUAUAUACAUAUCCUAGCAAAAGAUGGAGGAAAAAACGGCGCCAGUAUUUAAUGCAUUAUUUGCAUCCAAAGAGAGGUCCACGGGGAGAUCCAGAAGAUGGUGUAGAAGGUGUAGAAACUAUAACACAUGUAAAUGAUGAUAGCAAAGAAUCUGUUGCUCUUAAAGAGGAACACAGUAAAGAUGCUUGGUACUAUGAUGAACAGGACAUGUUAGAUAUGGACACAUACGAGGAACCUGAUCCUGAAAGUGACUAUGAUUAUGAAGAAAGUUACAGCAGUAAAAGGAAACGAAGAAAACCUCGUGGAGGUGGUCAUCAUCCUGCACGAAAUCACCCACCUUCCACAGAUAGUCCAGGGACCAAACGUACAAAGGGUGGGGGACGUGGGCGCAAAAAAAGCAACUAUGACGCUGUUGACACUGAUAAGCCAUUCGUUUGUGACCGUGGUACACGUCGGGGUCGUCAGAAUGCAAGCUCAUCGAGUACUUCGAGCCCCUCUCCCGCAGCACCUACCGCGUCUGCUGCGGGAGCGUCCACGCAGCCGCAGCCGCAGUCCUCCCAGCCGUCCCAGCAACCGGCGGCGCAGCAGGCACAACCGCAACAGCCGUCCCAGCAGCAACAGCAGCAGCCGCAACCACAGCAACAACAACCACCAAUACCUGCUGCUCAGACGACGACCGCGCCCUCAUCGCCAACGAUACCAUCGACGAAGGAGGAACACCUGCCGGCUGUAUCGUCCCCUGGGACCGCUGUGCCCUCGCCCUCCUCGGUGAGAACGGAGGGCCCACCUACCCCCGGGACUAACGAAAAAAAAGCUGGCAAGUCCGCGCAACCCUCCCCGUACUGCGACUUCUGUCUGGGCGACGCUAGGGAAAAUAAAAAGACCGGCGGCUCCGAGGAGUUGGUCUCGUGCAGUGAUUGCGGUCGCUCAGGGCAUCCGACUUGUUUGCAAUUCACAGCGAACAUGAUCGUUUCUGUUCGCAAGUACAGGUGGCAGUGUAUCGAAUGCAAAUGCUGUUCCAUUUGUGGCACCUCUGACAAUGAUGAUCAGCUGCUGUUCUGUGACGACUGUGAUCGUGGAUACCACAUGUAUUGUCUGUCUCCACCUCUUGCAUCUCCUCCCGAGGGCUCCUGGUCUUGCCGUCUGUGCAUAGCAGAAUUUCAUCGCCGUGAUUAAAAGUCUCUGUCUCGUAGAUAAGUCACGGAUUUUUACGUAUUUGCUGUGGUGCAGCCGGCCGUUCCCGAAUUAGGAGAGUAUUCAGAAAGCUCACUUUCCUUUUAUAGUAUUA